AUGCCGUUCUUGUCCGUGAUUCAACCCACAAGCUUGUUCCACGAAGCUAGCCACUUCGAGUUAGUAAAACUCUCCAAGCCUACAACUCCUCUCGAUCAUGGUAUCUCCAGCCUAACUGAGCUAAGCCACCACCGUCCCAUCCCCCGCCGUGGCGCAGACAAGAUUUGGUAUUUACUAGAAGACAUUGUCGACUGGGUAGUCGGUAUUGUCAUGUCAGACAUGGCUGAGACCACCCAGAGAGCCGGAGGUCUCUCACGACACGCGGCGAAUGGAAUCUCUCCUCCAAACGGGAUUGUAGGCCACUUGGUCAGACUCACCAACAACCCUCGCGAUGGCUCCUAUCCCGGAACCCAUAGUCCUGCCGCCAAACUUCACGCCGGAGCUGUUCGAAAGGUUGAUCCUUGGCGCCCAGGAGAUCUGCGGCGCCGAGAAUGUCCGCGUCGUGCCCAAGGGCGGGCCCCGGCGCCGCCGCCCCCGCGCGUGCCCGGCUCCGUCAACGUCGAGGGCGCCUACGCGCUGCUCGAGCCUGGCGUGAGCUUGCUUCCGCGACGUGCACGACUACCUCGAGAGGCACAACCUGCGCGAGCAUUUUUUGGCUCUCCGUGCCUGUGGGCCAAGGCUCCGUCCUCUGCAACGCCGUACGGCGACCACUGGGGCAUGCACUGCGGCAUGGAAGUCGUGCUGCCUAAAGGCAAGCUCGUGCGCGCCAGCAUGGGUGGCGAGCACAUGAUUAAAAUCUGCUACAGAAGUUAG
Messenger RNA from Colletotrichum higginsianum IMI 349063, 753 nucleotides. Its product is annotated as putative Alpha methylacyl-CoA racemase. The record is from RefSeq and is a predicted model, not a curated record. The coding region runs from base 1 to 753 and encodes 250 amino acids. The transcript is spliced from 3 exons. Lineage: Eukaryota; Fungi; Ascomycota; Sordariomycetes; Glomerellales; Glomerellaceae.